Lycium barbarum (goji berry) is the source of this 1175-nucleotide messenger RNA. Its product is annotated as BURP domain protein RD22-like. NCBI's taxonomy places the organism in Eukaryota, Viridiplantae, Streptophyta, Magnoliopsida, Solanales, Solanaceae. The transcript has 3 exons. The coding region runs from base 54 to 1019 and encodes 321 amino acids. The record is from RefSeq and is a predicted model, not a curated record.
AUUCCAUCCAAGCUUAGCUAUUUCUACAAUAUCUAUCAUAGCAAAAAUUCAGAAUGAAGUUGCUGGUCUUUACCAUUUUAGUGUUUGCUUUUGUGGCAAGUACUCAUGCAGGGAUAUCUCCGGAGGUUUAUUGGAAAGUAAAGUUGCCCAAUACUCCAAUCCCCAAAGUCAUUACAAAUUUCCUUCCCCAAUCCGACAACAUUUUUCCUGAGAUGAAACAAGACAACACUAAGGAGAAAGUUUACUAUGGUUUAAGUGGAUAUAUAGCCAUUAGCUGGCAUCAUGCUAUUAACUCGGCAUAUGAACGCCUUAUGCUAAAAAAGGUGCAAGAGAAGGAAAACCCUAUCAAACAAGUAACUGAUGGUCCUUUGAAUCAGUACUUCAUAUUGGAAAAGGACUUGGAGAAAGGUACAAUUAUCAACUAUCCCUCACUCUUAAACAAAAAUGAAGCACCAUUUUUGCCUCGACGAUUUGCGGAAUCCAUUCCCUUCUCGAUGGAGAAAUUCUCGGAGAUUCUCAACCAUUUCUCAAUAGAUAGUAAAUCGAAGGAUGCUCAAACGAUUGAGAAAUCAAUCAAACUUUGUGAAGAGCCUGAAGUAAAACAUAAAGAGAAGAAAACUUGUGCAACUUCUUUGGAGUCUAUGGUAGAUUUCGGGAUAUCCGUGCUUGGGACAAAUAAUAUCCUGGCGAUUACUUCUGAGGUACAAGGGGAAACUCAAGAAUCCCAACAAUACACAAUUGAACAAGUUCAACAAAUAGCUGAUGGGGAUAACAUGGUAUGCCACAAGCUUAACUAUGCAUAUGCACUACAUUAUUGUCACGUUGGAGGAAGUACAAAAACAUUUAUGGUAUCUAUGGUGGGUACUGAUGGAACAAAAGUGAAAGCAUUAUCAGUGUGCCACAAAGAUACAUCUUUUUGGAACCCAAAAGCGUUUCCCUUUGUAUCUCUCAAUGUUAAGCCCGGUACACCAAUUUGUCAUUUUCUUCAAGAUGAUCAAAUAGUCUUUGUACCGAUCUAAAUAGGGGACUAGGCUACGUGUAGUAAUGAAUAAGCCUCGACGCCGUCCUAGGUUGUCCUUUAAGAGUAGUUGUUUGCCUUUUCUGGUACUUUGUGUUCAUCUGUAAUGUAUCUUUCAUCUUCAUAAUAAAUGAAAAUGAUCUUGGCUUCAUAGUAA